CUUAAAUUUGUGUAAGAUUUUGGUUCUAAAACGUAAAGAAAAAUGCAGAACUAAAGUGAACUAAAACAGAUGGGUGUAAACGGGAACGUACAGCAAAAGUAAGUGUGUGUGGAUGCGAUCUCCGAUCUGGUGCUGGUCGCCCCGUCGUCCCUGGCAGUGAGUGUGUCUCUGAGGAGGGAACAUCAUCAUGGAGAGAUAUGACCGAGUCAAAAUUCUCCUCAAAAAGUGGGAGAAAUCCUUUACUGAGGAGAACCAAAGGAAGCCAAACAAGGAUGAUAUAGAGAGGGCUCCAGAGGAGGUGAAAAAGCUCUACGGAGAGUACAGGGCUCUGAAGGAGGAGGCGAGCGCAGACACCAGCAGAGAGCCUGAGGAGACCCUCGAGCGCCAGGCCCCAUCCAAGAAUUUUGACACCUGGGGCACCCAUCUGAACCGCAAGAACAUGCCGGCGCCUUCUCCUAAACUGACGCCUAAAGACAGAGAGUCACUCCACGCCUCUGUCCAGUACUUUGGGAUGAAGCUUAAAGCAAAUUUAGGUGCUCUGUUAAAGGACAAACCUGUUUCCCUGAAAAAGUCUUUUACUCCGGGGAGGGCGCCCAUGAAGUCGUGGAAAGAGGGUCCGCACCAAAGCGUUGCAGCAGACACUGAACCUGCUUUGCCCAGGCCGGCUGACACUUGUCCAAGGCCCUGCGUCACUCCUGCUGAGGCCUCCUGUGCCGAGGAGAGCGACGAGCUGUUUGAUAUGCUACCAGCUUUCACGCUUUCCAAGAGGCACCCUCCCACGUCAGGCACACCAGACGCCCUGGCGGAGAGAGCGGUCCGUCUGAGGUGCUCGGUCACUGAGCGGCUUUCGUCUGUGGACGGCGGCUGGCUGAAGCGAUGUCAGGUAUUUGACGAAGUGGAGAAUGGAGAGGAGCCAGCUACAGGCAAUUUGUCUUCUCCAUUGGGGAAAACUGCGGUGCUCCCUGGCGGCACUAGCGGAAACACGGGAGCCGCCAGCUCCCUUGUUACCCCAUCUGCCCAGGAUGACGCAACUCCCCUAAGGGAAACUGUGGCCAAGACUGCUCAAAAGCCACCGCCACUGCCUUUGCCUCCAGGGGACAAGUUGCAGAUGAGUCGCGUAACGUCUCCGGCAGAAACAGCUUGUUCUCGAGCCAGUGGAUGUGGUUCCCCGUUAAAGGCCACGACCAGGGAAACGGUGGAUGAGGAAACCAGACAGGGCCCAAAAGGAGGAGCCCUUGGGGACAGCAAGGUGACCCCUCCUGUCAGGUCUGCUAAAAAAUCUCGUUCAAAAUCCAGCAAGUGUGAGGAAGGAGGGGGCAAGUCACUGGCCUCCUGCCAGAGUGAAGGUCAUAGUGGUGGGACAGAGGGUAAAGAGGCAAAGAGAAGGAGUAGAAAGAGGCUGAGGGAAUCUGAUGCCAAAGGAGAACAGUUUGAGGAGGGGGGUGAGGAGUUGGAGAAGACUUCUACCAAAAAGAAAAGGAGGGUCAGAAAUGGGUCUGUGGAGUGUUCAAGAGCACCUCAAUCUAAGAGGAAAAAAGUGAAGGCCACCGAGGAUGACGGCACUGACCUGGAGGACCCUAACAGUCUGGAAAAGAUAAAGAAACAGAAGAUGCCACAGGAAAACCUUCUAGGGGAAGUGGACGAGGAGGAAGUCCAUUCAGUUUCCACAAGGCCAAAGAAUCCAGUGAAACUGAGGGGAAUGAAAAACAUUGAUGGAAACUUUGUGAAAAUCAACUUGAAGAAGAAGUCCCAUGUGAAAGGAUUUGCCUUACGAGGUGCCGCCCUUCGAAAGCAGAUGUACGUGCAGAAGUUCAUGCUGAAGGGGGAGCGGUUUGGAGGCGGACUGGGAAGGGGCCGGGGGAGGUUUGGAAGCCUCGCACGGCAGAAUGACAGCUGUUUCAAGUGUGGAGGCAUCGGACACUGGGCACAGGACUGCUAUGGGAAAGCUCCUACUCCUCAGGUUGACGACAGUGCUGUGGAGGAGGAGCCAUUUGAGCUCCCCACUCUGGAGGAGGUGGCACGGGCCACAGGCACGCUGCGCUGCGAACAGCCUGAUGUCCCCACCUGUAAUGGGGAGGGCAAAGAGAUAGAGAAUGACAGUGGGGAGAUUCUCCUGAAUGUCAUCCGGCCCAACUAUGAGAAACCCACCCCGCCCCCACCCAUGAAGCCUCUCUAUGACCUGGCAGAGGAUGGCAAAGUGAAAGCUGCUACUCCUGAGGUUUAUGAAGCUCUCGCAGACUUUGGCUACAAGGCCUUCCGACCUGGACAGGAAGUGGCCAUCAUGAGAAUUCUCUCGGGUCUCUCCACACUGGUAGUUCUUUCGACUGGAAUGGGGAAGUCUCUCUGCUACCAGCUUCCGGCAUAUUUGUAUGCAAAGCAGUCAAAGAGCAUUGCACUGGUGGUGUCCCCACUGGUGUCACUGAUGGAUGAUCAGCUUUCUGGACUCCCUCCUAAGUUUAAAGCUGCCUGCAUCCAUUCGAACCUGACUAAGAAACAAAGGGAGGCUGCAAUUGAAAGGGUGAAGGCUGGCCAGGUGCAUGUCUUGCUGCUGUCCCCAGAGGCCUUGGUGGGAGGUGGGCGUGCUGGGUCUGGCUGCCUGCCCCCAGCUGACCAGCUCCCCCCAGUGGCCUUUGCUUGCAUCGACGAGGCCCACUGCGUGUCCGAGUGGUCCCACAAUUUCCGACCGUGCUACCUGAGACUGUGCAAGGUCUUGAGGGAUCGACUUGGCGUGCGCUGUCUGCUGGGACUGACAGCCACCGCCACUCUGUCGACGGCACUGGACAUUGCCCGCCAUCUGGAAAUUGGUGACAAAGAAGGCAUUGCUGUGCGCAGUGCCGCCAUACCCAGCAACCUGCAGCUAUCUGUCUCCAUGGACAGGGAUAAGAACCAGGCCCUUGUGUCAUUGCUGAAGGGGGAGCGCUUUGGCUCUCUUGAGUCCGUCAUCGUGUACUGCACCCGACGGGAGGAGACUGUCCGCAUUGCUGCACUACUCAGGACCUGCUUGCAGGGAGUGAUGCUGAGGGAGUCGUCGCGAGCACUCCACGAGGAGUCAGAACAAAAUCCAGUGGGGAAGAGGAAGAAGGCACUGGCCAUGAGGAAAAUCCGGAAGCCUCUGAAGUGGAUUGCUGAGUCAUACCAUGCGGGAAUGUCGGCCUCAGAGCGACGCCGUGUGCAGAACAACUUUAUGUGUGGUGAGCUACGGGUGGUGGUGGCCACGGUGGCCUUUGGCAUGGGUCUGGACAAGUCAGACGUCCGUGGCAUCAUCCACUACAACAUGCCCAAAAGCUUUGAGAGCUAUGUGCAAGAGAUUGGCCGGGCGGGGCGAGACAGUGAGCCAGCACACUGCCACCUCUUCCUGGACCCAGAGGGUGGAGACCUGCAUGAGCUUCGCAGGCAUAUCUAUGCUGACACAGUUGAUUAUGUCACAGUCAAAAAGCUGGUCCAGAAGGUGUUUCUCCCCUGCAGAUGUAGACAAAUCCACCAAAAACAGUGUGAACUGGUGAAGGCCAUGGAGGUGGAUGAUACAGAGCUGCUGGAAUUGAUGGAGACCUCGGACAUGCAGCUUGAGCAAAGGCCGCAGGAGGAGGUCUCAGUUGAAAAGGUGAAUGUGGAGGAGGAGGGCCAUUCAGAUGAUCACCAGGUACAUGGGCAUUAUGGGAAGUUUGAAGGUCAAGCACCAGAGGUGAAACGAGUCGAAACAACAGGUCAACUACAAAAUGGUGAGCUCGAAGAGGUCACUGGUCAAGAUCAGGAGGACUGGAAGCAGGAGGAGGCCCAGCAGACAGGGAGCACACCAGCGUCCCGGGUGUGCCAUACCCAUGAGAGGGCCAUACCUAUCCAGGAAACUGUGGAGGCCUUGGACAUCACUGAGGAAGGCCUGGAGACUCUGUUGUGUUACCUGGAGCUGCAUCCUCAGAAGUGGGUGGAACUGAUGCACCCCACCCAAUCAGCUUGCCGUCUAGUGUGCUACGGUGGUCCACAGCAGCUCCGAAAGCUAACUAAAAUCUGCCCCCCAGUGGCUGUCGUGUUGGCACGGAAACGGAUGGCUGGAGAGAGGGUGGAGGUAUGCGACUCUCUGGAGUUUGAUGUGGUGGAACUGGCGGACACCAUGGGUUGGGAGCUACCGCUGGUGAAGAGGGGUCUGAGGCAGCUCCAGUGGAGCACAGAGAGAGGGCCUUUUGGUGGCACAGGAAGGAGUGGUGUCCUGGUAGAGUUCUCCAACCUUUCCCUCUACUUCCGAUCCUAUGGCGACCUGACGGCUGACGAGAUGGACGACGUGUGUGAGUUUCUGCACCAGCGAGUUAUAGCUCAGGAGAAGACCCAGCUGUGUCAGCUCAAAGCGUGCUUCAAGGCAUUUCGCAGUGUGGCAUAUCAAAAUUGCAGUUUCUGCACCGACGAACGGGACGAAGACAGGAGCCUCAAACUGAAGGCCCUGCUGAAGGACUAUUUUGAUAAGAAAAUGGACUUUGAUUUAAGCAAAAACCUGCAGAAGGACAGAGAGGCUGAGGAUGCUGAGGAAUAUGAGGAGCUGAAUGUUGUUAAGAUGAAAGACUGGGAAGACCAGAUUCGGGCUGAUAUUCGAAGUUUCUUGUCCAGCCGCAGUGAUGAGAAGUUCUCCGGCAGAGCUGUGGCAAGGAUUUUUCAUGGCAUUGGGAGCCCCUGUUAUCCAGCUCAGGUGUUUGGCCGGGACCGCAGGUUCUGGAGGAGGUACAUUCAGUUUGAUUUCAAUGAAAUCAUCCGCCUUGCUACACAGGAAAUCAUACGGACCAAAUGA
Molecule: messenger RNA, 4774 nt
Organism: Scleropages formosus (Asian bonytongue)
Lineage: Eukaryota; Metazoa; Chordata; Actinopteri; Osteoglossiformes; Osteoglossidae
Gene: recql4
Product: RecQ helicase-like 4
Exons: 24
Coding region: 188-4774 (1528 amino acids)
Biological process (GO): double-strand break repair via homologous recombination; telomere maintenance; DNA replication
Cellular component (GO): cytoplasm; nucleus; chromosome
Molecular function (GO): 3'-5' DNA helicase activity; zinc ion binding; four-way junction helicase activity
Source: RefSeq, a predicted model, not a curated record